Aspergillus piperis CBS 112811 is the source of this 726-nucleotide messenger RNA. RefSeq names its product BTB/POZ domain-containing protein. Gene Ontology annotation, molecular function: protein binding. Bases 1 to 726 code for a protein of 241 amino acids. The transcript is spliced from 4 exons. The record is from RefSeq and is a predicted model, not a curated record. Lineage: Eukaryota; Fungi; Ascomycota; Eurotiomycetes; Eurotiales; Aspergillaceae.
AUGCACUGGUUCGCACUGUUGAAGAGCAUGGCCACCAACCCCAGCACCCUCCUUGCCAUUCUAUCGAAUAUCAGAAAUGGAAUAUACUCCGACUUCGAGAUAAAAUGCCACCCAUCGACCUUCAACGUCCAUCGAUGUAUCGUCUGUCCGCAGUCGCCGUUUUUCGAAAAGGCCCUGUGUGGGGAAUUUCAGGAGGCGAAAACAAAAGUCGUUACUAUCCACGACGAUCCCACGAUUAUUAGCAAGAUGAUUGACUAUUUCUAUCGUGGAGACUAUGACGAAACACCGGACAAGAAACACCCUGCCAAUAACCCUGAAUAUGAGACUCCGACUACCAAAGCGCAUGUUAGUAUCGCAAUGUAUAACGUCGCUGAUAAAUACGCCGUCGAGCCCCUAAUGGCCCUUGCGAAGAAGAAGCUAGAAAAUAGACUUACCCUAGCCUGGAGUAACAAGGAAUUCCUCAGGAUUAUCGAAAAAGUCUACGGACCGGAUAGCCCGCCGAACUCGAAGCUGCGGGAUACAGUAGCAAGUUUCGCCGUGGAGCAUAUUGCUACACUGAAGGAGAUUCCUGCAUUCCGCGAGACACGCAUGGAAUACCCACAGUUUUCAUACGACUUCGCCACAUUCCUGAUAGAAAGAUUGUCUCGUGUGGACAGAAAAAUACGCAAACGGAGUGCACUGUGGCUUACGUUAGGGAGACAGGAUCAUGACAACCUUGGAUAUUGA